GGCAGCAAAAAAAAUUAUGUUGAAGGGGAAAGAGAGAGAGUAAAAAGGAAACGAAAGGCAAAAAGGCCAAAACCAUAAUAAUAAAAAUGAAAAGAGAGAGAGAGGGACUCUUGGGGCUAGGGGAAGCAGGCAUGUGGAUGAGUGGGGGACACACCAAACUCAUCAAUUAAAACCCUUCGGAAUAAUUGAGUUCGUUACAGAAAAGAAAGAAAAAAGAAAUCAAAACCAAAAAACCCCAUCUCUCUCUCUCUCUCUCUCUCCACUUCCCACUUAUUAUAUUUUUGGUGCUAUUGGCUUCUGCUAAGUAGUGUGGGACUUGGGUGAGAGUCACAAGCCAAGCAAAGGGUAAAACAAAGCCAAAAGCAGAAGUUACCUCCACUUCCACAGUGCUUGGACCUGGUUUCUCUUUUUUGAAGAAGCAGGGGUCUCUGUUUUCAUCUUUCUCCCCAAGAGUUGGUGAAGAUGCCUAGAUCAGGACCCAGACCUUUUGAAUGUGUUAGAAGAGCUUGGCACAGUGAUAGACACCAGCCCAUUAGAGGUUCUCUCAUUCAAGAAAUUUUCAGAGUUGUCAAUGAGGUUCAUGGCUCUGCAACCAAGAAGAACAAAGAAUGGCAAGAGAAGCUACCUGUUGUUGUCUUGAGAGCAGAAGAAAUUAUGUAUUCCAAAGCCAAUUCUGAGGCUGAAUAUAUGGACCUUAAAACACUUUGGGACCGAACAAAUGAUGCCAUUAAUACAAUCAUUCGACGAGAUGAGAGUACUGAAACUGGAGAGCUUCUUCAACCUUGCAUUGAAGCUGCUCUUAAUUUGGGAUGCAUUCCAAGAAGAGCCUCCAGGAGCCAACGAAAUUGUAAUCCAAGAUGUUACCUUACUCCUGGCCCUCAAGAUCCCAACAAUUUCUCUCCUGGCAUAGUAAAUAACACGAUUCAAGUAAAUCACACUGUCAACCCACAAUGCAUACCUAAUUAUUCAAGCUUCAUAAAACCCACAACCAUGAAUUCAACCCACUUGGGCUCUAAAUUACGAAAACUUGUUUGCCAGAAUGUUACUGUCACUUCUAACAAAUUUCUCUUUGCAACUGACAAUGGUUGUCUACCCAACUAUGACCAGUGUUUACCUGUGGAGAAUCAACCUGUGUCAAGCUUGUGCUCAGUCUACCCUUUGUACUAUGGAAGUUGCCUACAACCCCAGCAAGGUUUAGGAAUUCUUUCUAAAUCUGUUCCUAGCACCUUGGAACCUGUCAGGGUGGGUAUUGAGCAAAACAUCCUUGCCUGUAAUGAGGAUCCUGCAGUUACAAUCAACCAAUCAGAUCCCAAGGAUAGUCCAAUGGAGCAGCUUGAAAUUGAAUGUGAUUUGUCAUUACGAUUGGGCUCUCUUUCAGCUCCUUUGCCAAAUGUUCAAAAGAGGCAGCUCCAGGACAUUGAAGUUGUUGGUUCUGGUCAUUCACGAGAGGGAAGUGAAUUCAACAGUCAGAUGCCACAAACUGAUAAGGAUUUCGCUUUGUUCACUAUGGUUAAUAUGGAUAACUCAUUAGAUUCAUGUCCAAGCAAAAUGAGUGAACAUGUAAAUGUAGAUGUGAUAAUGAAAAAACGCAAGGCAGUUUAUGUUCACCCUGUGGAUGAUCAGGCAUAUUGUUGGCAACCAAGGCUUUCAUGCAAUGAUUUUACUGGUAGAAUGAAUACUGCAGGUUCAUAGACUGACGGAGUCUUGACUAGCAGAAUGAAAAAUGUAGGUUUGUAGACUGAUAGGCUCUUGCUUCUGUUUGCUUCUUCAAUUCUUGGCAUGCCUUAGCUAGGAUAUGUCUUGCUAAAGCAUUUUGGGUAAUCCAGCUGUACUUGGUAGUUUGCCUGGGUAGUGCUAAGUUGCUUGCUACAAUGUUAUAAGAAUGUGAGAAGUAAAUAACCAAAUGUAAAUUAGAAGGAAUGAUCCUGGAGGAACUAACAGAAGAAGCUUGUGGUUUUAACAUGCAGAGAAAUGUUUUAUGCAACACAAUUCUAUUUUGGAA
Hevea brasiliensis (rubber tree) is the source of this 2002-nucleotide messenger RNA. RefSeq lists its product as uncharacterized. The record is from RefSeq and is a predicted model, not a curated record. Gene Ontology annotation, molecular function: transcription coregulator activity. Lineage: Eukaryota; Viridiplantae; Streptophyta; Magnoliopsida; Malpighiales; Euphorbiaceae. Gene Ontology annotation, biological process: regulation of DNA-templated transcription. The transcript has 4 exons. The coding region runs from base 463 to 1692 and encodes 409 amino acids.